UUACGAGAUCGGGGCACGUAUCGGGUCUACUUCCGUCGGCAAAGCAGUCGAUGGAGAAAUCAUGAGUAUACCGACUUCCGCCACGGCCACGGAGAGGCACCCGCCCCCCGAGCUGCCUGCUGUCGCUGUCGCUCCCCUCCGAAAUCCGACCGGAGGAGAGUCGGCGCGGAAGCGCCAGAAGAUCUCGCAUGCUUGUGAGCUGUGUCGGGAGAGGAAGACUCGCUGCGAUGGGCGACGGCCGAUAUGCGUUGCUUGCGAGAAGCGUGGCGACGCGCAGCAUUGCUAUUUCGUUGCGUUUCGCCGGCGAAGGUUGAAUUCCACGGCUGUGGAUCCGCGAGGACCUCGGAGCAAUGAUGAUGUACCCCAGACGCCAGGCGAACAGGCUCCAUCUCUGCGUGACUCUACCGUCGUACACUCCGCGCCAACAAACACCGCCACCCCGCCCUGGUCGGAGGCGCAAAGCGAUGGCUUGGCCACCUUGGCCGGGAGCCGUGACGCUGCUCUGUACGGACCCUCGUCCACCGUGGCCUUUCUCCGCCACGUCAUUCACAAUGGCAGCCGCUCACAGCCCUGUACGCCUUCGCAACGGCCCAGCCUGUCGCAGGGGAACGGUGAUGAUGGCGCCCGCGUGGAUGAUAUGUACGCAGAGCUGGACAGCGUGCCAGUCCUGCCUGCUCGCAGACAUGCCAACGACUUUGUACGUUGCUACUGGGAGUUCAUCCAUCCUACGUUUCCGAUCCUACACCGGCCAACCUUCAUGAAAGACUUUGAACUCUGCUUUCACGACUCUGUCAACUCUCCGAUGGACGACCCGAUUUUCAAUGCGACAUUGAAUCUGGUCUGCGCCCUUGGGAGCAAAUUCAGUGAGCUGGUUCCUCCACAGCAACGGAAUGCAGUGGCGGAUGACUUUUAUCAGAAGUCGCGCAAGGCUGAUCGAAUGAGUGUGUUGGAUUCCACUUCCGAGUCGAUGGUGCAACUGCUGUUGCUAUCUGGUGUUUAUCUUCAAUCUACCCAGCAUGCCAAUCGUUGUUGGAAUGUAGUUGGCCUUGCAAUAAGACUCGCUCAAAGCAUAGGUCUGCAUCGAGAGCAGGCGGGAGCGAGAGCUGAGUCUCAGCUUGUACGGGAGAUGCGGCGUCGGAUUUGGCAUGUUUGUGUCUCUCUAGAUCGCCUGCUUGCUAUGACGUUUGGCCGCCCUCCAAUGGUAAGCAAUAACUCGCGCGUGCCACUUCCGGCAGUGGUCGACGACGAAUAUCUCCAAGAUCAAGGAGAGGGUCACCAGCCAGCGGACGAACCGUCACAACUCGGAAUGUUCGUGUCCUCUUGCCAGCUCUUCGAAUUGCUCCAAGAAGUGCUUCGCCUACUGCUCGAGAACGACACUCCGAUGACUUCAGAGACACACAACCGCAAUCACGGCCUUUUGAUGUCCAUACUCGACCUUAACAAUCGACUGGAUCAGUUCUCUACCCGCAUACCCUUGUAUCUACAAUUCAGCGAGGACACUUCUCCAGGCCCGUCGGUUGUGGAUGGCCAUGUUCAAUUGCAGCGCCGGGUCUUACAGUGCCGUUUCCUACUCACUCGAUUGCUUCUCCUCCGGCCCCUCCUACUGUCGGUGUCCAAAUACCCCGCGCCUUCGAGCGAGCAGAGAGAUGGCAAUGCCGAGCAACCUACUCUACACAGCGAUGUGGUGCGAGCGUGCUGUAACCUGUGCCUGCGGACUGCCUUUCGAUUGAUCAAUGUGGUGUACACUAAUAUUGGAACACUCUACCGAAGCUCCGGUUGGCACGCAGUAUACUUCACUUUCUCGGCGGCAAUCGUUCUGCUCGCCUCGCUGAAAUGUGGGCUCGCGGACUCUGGCGUUGACGAGAGUGAAUUCGAAGAGUGCUGGAAACGCUGCAUCGCCAUCCUCGACCACUAUGAUAGCCAAAUCCAGUCUGCAUCUCAGGCCAUUCUGGUGUUGGGGGCUUUGCGGGAGCAGAUCGAGAAGCACAAGGCGCCGACAAAUAACGGUGAUGUUCGUCCAAUUUUAGAUGGCAAUGACGGCGCGAGAGGCAUGAUGGAUCCCGCUGCACCGUCUCUGAUGCAUCAGGCCACCAACAACGUUACAGAGCAGCCAACGGACGUCCCUCCGUUGGAACACCACAUUUCCCUACUCUCCGAAGCAAGCGAUCCAUUCGACUUCAACAGCCUCAACGACGCCUGGUUCGGACAGCACUUAAUGAAUCUGGACUGGCUCGAGGGCUCGCAAACAUGGGACUACGGCGAAAACAUGCCUUUCAUUGCUUCCUAAUGGUUACCGUUGAUCAAAGCCGGGGCCGACGCCGUCUCUCCUCCCUUCGACGAAGCAGCGCCACCCAUGUGAAUGUCGUAGCGCAACUCAAGCUUCGCUUUGGCGUCAUCUUUCCGCGGCACGAACUCGACGACCAGCGAGUCCUUGACGGCGAAGACUGAGUCGUUCGUCAGGUAGUCGCUACCCUUGUCGAAGAUUUGCGUCGUGAUGGGCUUGUAGCCGUCUUUCAGGACCUGUAACAACUCGUCAAUAUCUCUGAGAAGUGGCAUGAGGCACGGUGAGCGGACUUACGAUCAGAUGAAUGUGCGCCGGUCGGUAUGGAUGGCGGUCCAUGAGCUUCAAAAGCUUGCCAGCUGGGCCGUCAAAGGGAACGGGAUAAGGCGUAGGUCGAAUGGUGUAGAAAGCGUAGUUGCCGUCGGCGUCCGUCUUGAACUUUCCGCGAAGAUUGUGCUGCGCCUGAUCCUUGUCCUGCUGCUGGUAAAGACC
Molecule: messenger RNA, 2773 nt
Organism: Neohortaea acidophila
Lineage: Eukaryota; Fungi; Ascomycota; Dothideomycetes; Mycosphaerellales; Teratosphaeriaceae
Product: fungal-specific transcription factor domain-containing protein
Exons: 5
Coding region: 62-2287 (741 amino acids)
Biological process (GO): positive regulation of transcription from RNA polymerase II promoter by galactose; DNA-templated transcription
Cellular component (GO): nucleus
Molecular function (GO): RNA polymerase II cis-regulatory region sequence-specific DNA binding; zinc ion binding; DNA-binding transcription factor activity, RNA polymerase II-specific
Source: RefSeq, a predicted model, not a curated record